AAAAACCACCCGCAGUCUACUACCCAGCGCGCAAGCGCAGUGGGCCGAGGAACCGGCGGUGUGAAGUUUCACACCUAGAAAGAUGGAGGGUGAAUGAGGCCUACCUGGUUUAAGAGCCCUACUGGGAGAGUAUGGCUCAUGUGGAUGAAGCAGCCCGCAGGUUGUCCCAAACUGGGACAAGUCUCUAUGCAGUGCUGGAGCUUAAGAAGGGUGCCUCACCUGAAGAGAUCAAAAAGGCCUACAGCCAUUCCCCAUCUCCUCCCUACCCUUCUUUUGGGUAUUGCCUGGGUAGGAGACUGGCCUUGCAGUAUCAUCCAGACAAGAAUCCAGGGAACCCUCAAGCAGCAGAAGUCUUCAAAGAGAUCAACACAGCCCAUGCUAUACUGAGCGACCCUAAGAAGCGGAAAAUCUAUGACAAGCAUGGCUCAUUGGGAAUAUACCUGUAUGAUCACUAUGGGGAAGAAGGAGUCACAUACUAUUUUACACUGAAUAGUUGUUGGUUCAAGACACUUGUCCUCCUCUGUGCACUGCUCACUUGUUGUUGUUGCUGCUGCUGCUGCUGUUUUUGCUGUGGAGCCCUACAACCACCUUCUGAGGAGACGAGUAAGAGGAAAUAUCAACAGAAUGUCCGUACUCAGCCUAGGAGAGCAGGAGCAAGAAAUAGCUCUUCAGAUGAUGACGAUAGUGAUGAUUAAUAAAAUAUGAAGAAGAUUGAGGUGCUGGCCCAAUUGAGGGUGCCCUCUGCUACCCAGUCCACUGGACAUUGAAGAGAGGAGCAAGUAGCCCUGUCCUGAUGUUGACCCCAAUUUGACUCCUCUUAUAAGAACCUCUACAUUAAAAGCAUUGAUAAUGUCCAUCCCAGUAAGAACACCAUCGCUGCCCUCUAUGGUACCACUAACUCUGGCCAUAUGGGGUCUCUCAGCUACUCUUCAUUUUAGCCCCAGUCCUACUUUUAAUCUGUGAGAGAGCAGCCCUCCCUUCCCUACCUGUAUGAGGUCUCAGGCAGUGAUGGCAGAAUUUUCCUGAGGAUUCUUUUCCCCGGUGUCUGCCUUGGCAUUUAAGCCAAUGUCAGGCAGGACCCUGAACCACUUGCAGCAUCUCCACCAAGAUUCUGAUAGUAGAGCAUGGUGGGUUCUAUUCCUGGAGCUGCUGCACCAGUUAAUCCUCCUUUGCUGCAUCUCGUAGCAUCAAUCAGCCUCAUUUCUAAGCCAAUACAUUUCUCUGAGGCUGGUGCCCAUACCAUGGGUGUUGCAGCCUCAUCUCUGCCACCAAAAGUCAACUUGGGAAACACAUGGGUGCAUUUGAGACUUACGGGUAGCCAUCCCAUCACGGAUUCUCCUUGACAUCACUUACCAGCACAGCAGCCAUUGUUAGCCCUGGUUCAUGGGGUUGACUGCAGUCCCCAUGACAGUGCCUGCUUGCCUCUGUCCUUCACCAAAUCUUGUGCAUCUUAUACAUUUUGUUCUUAAAUCAGGGACUGAAACAUGAUGGGAAAAGCUUGUGCUUUACAAUUGUUCCUUCCCCACUCUUGCCUCUUUGGCAUCCUCUCCACAUCAUUUAUUUCUCAUCCAUGCAGGGUCAGGGGCGAGGCACUUCUCUUCUCUCCCUUACUGGGGAAUAUCAGUAAGGGAAUAUUAGUAAAUAAAAGAACUUUUGUGCAAUCCCA
This is a messenger RNA of Ictidomys tridecemlineatus (thirteen-lined ground squirrel), 1666 nucleotides long. NCBI's taxonomy places the organism in Eukaryota, Metazoa, Chordata, Mammalia, Rodentia, Sciuridae. The record is from RefSeq and is a predicted model, not a curated record.